AUUUCAUCCCGUCCAACAACAAAAAUUCCCCUGCAAUCGCAUUUCUUGCAACAGCCACAGGAUUCUAAUUAUCACUAAUCAUCAUGGGUAACGGAGCCAAAGCCGCCUCUAAGCGUGAGCGCAAUGCCAAAGACGCAAAGGGUACUGCGAAGUCGCAGCUCAAAGCUAACGAAGCUGCCAAGGAUAUCAUCUGCAGCGUUUGCAGGCAGACUUUCCUCAAGACUACUCGUGGUCCGGCCCUGACUGAGCAUGCUGCUAAUAAGCACAGCAAGACGCUUCAGGAAUGUUUCCCUACUUUCGUGGAGGCUCCUAAGAAAUAAACGGGAGAUUGCCACUUUAGGUUGAUGUUUUCUAGUGCUUAUGUGGGGAUGUGCAUUCUUUCAGUUGCGGUGUUUUGGCUUUCUUUUCUGUGUUCACAGCGAAGGCGAUGAUGUAGCAUGAGUAUACCAUAGGGUAUUGAAUCGGAGCAUGACAGCGUGCGCUUUUAUCUUGUUCAUGUCGAAAGAGUCCAUAGUAGUUACGUAGUUGCACGAGAUUGAAGUUAGCCGUUGGUUAAUGGCUUAUAGGGGCCACAGAGCAUACAAUCACUGGCCGGGGUGUCUUUCAUAUUUGUCAGCUACGGAUCAAUGGAUAACUACAUGUUGGAAGGCUAGCUUUCCAGAAGUUCUUAGAGAUGGUUCUACUUCCUAUCUAGAUGUGGCCAUUGCAAUAGAUUAGGGCAUUAGUUGCUCUGUCCUUAGUACCAUCAACAUUUGUAUAGAAAUCCAAAUAUCUUGAUAUUUCGAAUAGCUUCAAUUCAAAAGGCAUCUCAUUUGGGCGACCCGCUCGAACGUGCAACUUGAUCGCUCGAGGGCAGCCCCGUUGUAGAGCAACAGCUUGAUCACCUGCUCAUUUCCCUGCAUAGCAGCAUAUGCC
Messenger RNA from Aspergillus pseudonomiae, 915 nucleotides. RefSeq lists its product as uncharacterized. The record is from RefSeq and is a predicted model, not a curated record. The transcript has 3 exons. Bases 84 to 320 code for a protein of 78 amino acids. Lineage: Eukaryota; Fungi; Ascomycota; Eurotiomycetes; Eurotiales; Aspergillaceae.